GUCAUCGUAAUGCCAUCAGAUAUUAUGUCGGAUGAAAGCAGUGGUAUGGUAGUUCUAACGGGUAAUUCACACCCGAAACUGGCUCAGUUGGUUUCCGAAAGACUCGGCAUAAAGCUUGGAGAUGCUAUCGUGUACAAUAAACCUAACAGGGAAACUGCUGUGGAUAUCAAACAAAGCGUACGAGGCAAGCAUGUAUAUAUUCUUCAAUCCGCUUCUAAAGACGUGAAUAACAAUAUAAUGGAGAUGCUGAUUCUGAUGCAUGCCUGCAAAACAUCGUCUGCGAAGACAAUUACGGUUAUUCUGCCGUAUUUGCCUUACUCGAAACAAUGUAGGAUGUUACGGAGAUCUGCGAUUCCAAUGAAGUUAAUAGCCGAUAUGAUUUGCAAAAGUGGUGCAACACGUCUCGUCUCACUUGAUCUCUAUAGGAAAGAGAUUCAAGGUUUCUUCUCAAUCCCAGUUGAUAAUUUGCGUGCCUCACCAUUUCUUCUUGCCUAUAUACGCGAAAAUAUUCCUGAUUACAAGAAUGCCGUCGUUGUGGCCAAGAGUCCAGGUGUCAUGAACAAAGCAACCAGUUACGCGGACAGACUCAGGCUUGGCGUGGCAGUAAUUCAUGGUGAACCAAAGGAAUGUGAAUCGCUCGUGGAGGACGGUCGACAGUCGCCUCCUCCAAGCUGUCACCUAUCCGGUAGAUUAUUUUCAACUGAUCAACUGAUUACAUCAUGUUCUCUUAUAACUGAUUCCAAAGCGCGAAUAAAUGCUUAUUUAUUGAAGUCAAAUCUGAAGAAGUAUUCUUUUGAUUCAGACUUGCUAGUCUUAUCACAAUUCUUUUGUUCAUUUGUUCGUUUCUUCAUUUCAGAACAUCGAAGAGGUUCUCUCAGCACCGCUUCAAUGGCGCAAUAUGAAUUAUUCCCACAGCAGGCUGCUAAAGAAAAGCCACCUCUAACAGUUGUUGGAGAUGUGGGUGGUCGAAUUGCGAUCAUAGUUGAUGAUAUUAUAGAUGAGGCACAAUCGUUUGUUGCUGCUGCUGAGGUACUGAAAGCACGAGGCGCCUAUAAAAUAUACGUGAUCGCAACUCAUGGUUUACUGUCAGCAGAUGCACCUGCUUUGCUGGAAGAAAGCUCUAUCGACCAGGUCGUCGUAACAAAUUCUGUGCCACAUGAUAUGCAAAAAUUGCGAUGCCAUAAAAUUUGUACGGUAGAUAUAUCUCUAAUGAUUUCCGAAGCGAUCAGACGUAUCUAUCACGGCGAGAGUAUGGGUCAACUUUUUCGUGACGUUACUCUGGAUGACUGA
Messenger RNA from Anisakis simplex (herring worm), 1290 nucleotides. The record is from the annotation of a GenBank genome assembly. NCBI's taxonomy places the organism in Eukaryota, Metazoa, Nematoda, Chromadorea, Rhabditida, Anisakidae.